Molecule: messenger RNA, 1081 nt
Organism: Cloeon dipterum
Lineage: Eukaryota; Metazoa; Arthropoda; Insecta; Ephemeroptera; Baetidae
Gene: cyp33
Product: cyclophilin-33
Exons: 7
Coding region: 106-1017 (303 amino acids)
Biological process (GO): protein folding; protein peptidyl-prolyl isomerization
Cellular component (GO): intracellular membrane-bounded organelle
Molecular function (GO): RNA binding; peptidyl-prolyl cis-trans isomerase activity
Source: RefSeq, a predicted model, not a curated record
AAUAAACAUUACACAAAGUGUCCAGUACAUAGUAGCUGACUGUGUUGCCGGCAAAAUUUAGAGCAGAUUUUCAACAACAUUUCUCAAUAAUUUCAGUAAUUUGCAAUGGGCUCCAAUACUAAAAGAACUGUUUAUGUUGGUGGUCUUGCGGAAGAGGUGGACGAGAAGGUCUUACACGCUGCAUUCAUUCCGUUUGGUGAGCUGGUGGACAUUCAGAUGCCGAUUGACUAUGAAACAGAAAAACACCGCGGCUUUGCCUUCAUCGAGUUUGAAGCAUCCGAGGAUGCAAUGGCCGCAAUUGAUAAUUUGAAUGACUCCGAGCUCUUUGGCCGGACAAUUCGAGUGAACUUUGCCAAACCUCAGAGGAUCAAGGAAGGCAGCACGCGACCAGUUUGGUCUGAGGACACGUGGCUGCAGCAGCAUGCAGGCGAAACACUUGAAAAGAAAGACGACAAGAAGCCCGAGGGCGAGCAAUCUGAAACCGCUGACCAAACUGGCGAACCACCUUCAAAGAAGGCUAAGAAAAAUCCACAGGUGUAUCUGGACAUUACUGCUGGGAAGUACCCUCUUGGCAGGAUUGUUAUCAUGCUGAGAGCCGAUGUCGCUCCCAAGACAGCCGAGAAUUUCCGCUGCCUAUGCACCCACGAGAGGGGCUUUGGAUUCCAAGACUCUACUUUCCACAGAAUCAUUCCUGGAUUUAUGUGCCAAGGUGGAGAUUUCACAAAUCACAAUGGAACAGGUGGCCGAUCGAUUUACGGUGGGAAAUUCGAUGAUGAAAACUUCCAGCUGAGGCACACAGGAUUAGGAGUGGUUUCCAUGGCCAACUCCGGCCCAAACACAAACGGAUCUCAGUUUUUCCUCUGCACAGGAAGAUGCGAGUGGCUUGACGGAAAGCACGUUGUAUUCGGACACAUAAUCAGCGGAAUUGACGUUCUCAAGAAAAUGGAGAAAUACGGUACGAAAAGCGGAAAGCCAACAGAGAAGGUUAGCGUCAGCUCUUGCGGUGAAGUUGUUUAGCCUGAUCUAACCAUGAAAUAAUGUAAAUAGGUCUUACUUAAAAUAUAAUUCAUUAUUUCUUUAA